CUGCGCUAACUUGACGGUGUCCACACUCUCACUCGCUGCGGGAGGCAAAGUGCUCCGGUGUCCGUCCACAGACAGAGUUGUGGUGGGAGCCGCACACUGAGCCGCUCCCUCAGGUCCGCUGCGUGCGUGUUUUUGCGCUCUGAGCUGAUCUGCGCCUCCACCUGCGCUGGAAUGACAGCUGCGCAUCCGGCUCUGGGUGUGACAAACAGACCGAGAGUCAGAUUUGGGCAUCAGCAGGCUGAGUGUGGGCGCGGAGGACUUGACUUUACUGUCUCCUCCAUCAGUUUUCUGCGCGGUUUGCGUCUCCAGACCAGAUGUUCCGUGGGGACUGUGGAAGCUGCGGAUGCUCAGUGACUUGUCGCUUCUGCUGAUGUAGUGCUGCUCAGGAGGCUGAAGUUGGAAGUCUUUGAAGGCGUGAGCUCCAAAUGCAUUCGCUCCUGGGCCGGGAGAAGAAAGAAGAAGAAGCCGGGUUUGGGAUCGAGCUGGGUCUGUCUCCGGGCUUUCUGCUGCCCCAAGCUGCCACCAUGUUCAGCUGCGUGGGCUGCUUCUGGGUGCUCCUGUCCUCCGCUCUGGUCGCCGUCUGCAGCUUCAGCUUCAUCUCUCCUGCGUGGAUUGUUAAGGACCAGCUGAGGAACAACAACCACCAGCAGCAGCAGCACCACCACCACCACAACAACAAGGACUCCGUGAGCUUCGGCUUGCUGUGGCACUGCUCGGAGUCUCUGGAUCACAUGUACGGCUGCUACGCCUUCGGGGAACUGGGCAAAUUUGCAGAGAUCCCCUCCAGCUCUUGGCAGACCAGUGCGGUGCUGUGUUCAGGAGGCUGUGCUCUGCUGGCUGUCAGCUCCCUGUUGGCCAUCAUCACCAUCUUCCUGCCCAGUGGAGGGUGUGAGAGGAGGAUCUGCACCUUGGCUGGAUACAUGCAGAUGGCUGCAGUUUUCAUCAUGGCUGCCGGACUGCUGGUCUACCCUUUCGGCUUAAACUCCUCGCUCGUCCGCUCUUUCUGCGGAGACUCUGACAUCUACUACGCCGGCGAGUGCCAGAUCGGCUGGGGCUACAUGCUGGCUAUCGUUGGAGUCAUGCUCACCGUCUUCUUGCCCUUUUUUGCCAAAUAUGCACCGAAGGAGCAGCUGUCCCCCACCCCUUUGCCCACGCUGUUAUAGUUGUGUCUUGUUUCCCCCCCCUCCUGAUCAUUCUCGCUAACCUGGGUUUGAUGUCAUGGAAGGACACCUGCAUCUUGUUUUUGAAGGUGAUGCUCCUUGGGAAGCCCCACUCAGCGAUAAGUAAAGCUGACACUACAACAACAAACACUGUCUUCCUGCAUCCGUUAUGUAAUUAAUUCAAAAUCAGUUCUUUUAAAUGGAAUGUUUUAUGUUAUAUUAGUACUUGGUGGUUAUAAUUUCUUCCCUCAAAAUAUCAUGAGUUUGACAUACGUCUUCAUGUCAGCUUUGGAGAUGAUGCAGCUGGAAGAUGAAAGGACUGAUAAACUCAAAAAACAAACAUAGCAAGUAAUUGCUAAAAAAAAUAAGUGUUUACCUUUGUUGCUUUUUUUGUGAAAACAAGAACAUAUGUAACAUUCCUAAACAGACUGGAAUUUGUCUGCAUAUAGAGAGUGGAAGCAUGGCAUUUUGUGGCAGUAUGAUUGGAGCAAUCAAACAAUGUUUCAGCAAGAAUUUUUGAAUAACACUAAAGUCAGCAAGAGAGCCAAUGUGAACGGUCAACGAUUGGGACAAUUCAUGGAUGUAGACCCGAGUGUCUUAACUCUGAGGGAGCUGCAUCUACAUUGUACAGUGCUGGACUGUAAAUAUGGUCUGGAUUUAACAGAGCUGAUGUUUGAGGUUUCGAAACAACACGUUGAUAAGAGAAUUCCAACGCUUUGAAGGAUUUUUCUCUUCAGACUGUUUUUGCCCUCCAGUUUUGUGACCGGGCAGCAAACCAGUGGGAGUCAAGAAGAAGUUUUAGCUUUCAAAGACAGCAAACAAAAGGACAAUAGACACAGCAUCAGACCUGCCGAAAGGACAAAUGGAUCAUCUUCUCUCUUCUCUAACAAGGAAGCAAAUCAUAAUGACAAGUAGUUGUUUCAGAGCAGUGUUGUCAAAAAGAAAUUGUUAGGAUAUUCCAUCCUUUUAUCAACCUUUUUCCCAGAUUUGUUUGUGUAAUGUAACUCGCUUGUUUUUCUGUCUACAACACACAACACUAAACACUCUAAUUCAGGAACAAAUGAUUGCAAAAGGCAGGGAGAUGUAGGAAUUUUGUCGAAAAUGCAUGAUAAGACAGCUUUGUUAACGGUAGAACAAUUGAUCUAGAUUUUAAACAUGAUCUGACCAACUUGUGCCUUUUAACAUAACCAAGACAAGUGUUUAAUACAAUUAUCAGGUAAUCAUCUUUUUCUGCUGAAAAACUGUGGAUCCUGUUGUGUGAAUUUUUUUUUUCUAUUAUAUUUUUCCUCUCAGCGGUAAGUCUUUCUCCUGUACUUGAUGCAGUAUGAUCUCAUUAACUUGAGAAAAUGUUCUGGAGGAAAAAAAAUGAUGUCUUCGAAUCCUUGGAGAUAAUGGCAGACAGAAAGAAAUAAACGAAAGUGAUGUACUUGUGUUCAAUUACGCCCUGAGACGUUUAUGCCAAUUAUCUAGAAAAGGUAAAUCACUUGAAUUGCUGUAUUAAAAGGUUGUGACAUGCACAGAUUAAUUCCUGGCAUCCUUGUCUUAUGUGAUUUAGAAUUUGAGUGGUAGAUGAGGGAGCUGUACAAACUGAACUUCGCCUUUGGUCAUCAUUGCUGAGCUGCCACAUUAAUUCACCUUAUGUGUAAAACGUGGCUUAAAAUAAUUCACUCCUCAAAUAAGCUAAUGUGUUGGUGUGUUUUUCCGUCAACCCAUUUCUCCUUUUCAGCGCUGGCACCAUUCCUGUCAUGUCCCAAGGACAAAAUGUCUACUUCUCCACUUACUGCCCCUGUACACUGCCAAUUUCAUCAAGCUAGACUCCCUUUUCUAGUGGGUGUUUAUGUGCGUAUUCGUGUUUAAUAAUGGGUUGGAGUUUGCUAAUUCGUUAAACUUUAAAGAAUCCCCAAAUUAGGUUUCCCAUAUUAACAAGUCCUGACAUUAAAAAAAUUACUAUGAUUAUGUUGCCAUAUUUGAAGAAGAUCAGGAGAGGACUGUUGGUAUUGUAUUGGACCUCAUACUGUGCUUGACUGUGUGGGAAUGACUGGCGUGACUGCACUGGACUUAUUCCCCUAUUUGUUGAACCAUUGUGUGUAAAGUCUCAGCACUGGUGAAACUGUUUUUGGUAGAGUAGAAUUAUUGUUUUUUCCAUUGUGAUGUUUGACUGUAAAUAAACUAACUGUACUUGAUAUCA
This is a messenger RNA of Acanthochromis polyacanthus (spiny chromis), 3348 nucleotides long. RefSeq names its product LHFPL tetraspan subfamily member 7 protein. Bases 426 to 1163 code for a protein of 245 amino acids. Gene Ontology annotation, cellular component: membrane. The transcript has 3 exons. Lineage: Eukaryota; Metazoa; Chordata; Actinopteri; Pomacentridae. The record is from RefSeq and is a predicted model, not a curated record.